AUGGACUCGCCACGCCCCCCCAAACGCCGUCGCGUCUCAGGCUCAAAAGACACCUUAGGUUCCGGAUUGGUAACCCCAAUCUCUCCCAGCAACGAGUUGAAACCCAACAGUUCGCAAAACAUCUUAACCAAAGCCCUCGACGUCCUCCGCGUCGAAGCAGAAGCCCUCUCCAACAUUCACAAAAUCUACGCCACCGACUCACUCGCCCGGCAAGGUCUCUCCUCCGCCGUCUCAGCCGUUCUCAACGCCCAGAGAAGUGCCGGCAAACUGGUCGUAUGCGGCGUAGGGAAAUCCGCAUACAUUGCGCAAAAAGCCGUGGCGACUGCAAAAUCUCUAGGAAUCCCGGCUUCAUUUAUGCACGCUUGUGAAGCGGCGCAUGGAGAUUUAGGAGAUUUGAGGGCAUCGGAUGUUUUGUUGUUUGUUUCUUUCAGUGGCAAGACACCCGAACUUCUGAAUUUGUUGCCUCAUAUUUCGCCCGAGAUUAGGUUGAUGGCGAUGAGUUCGCAGAGGAGGAAAGAGGAUUGUUUGGUGCUUGAGGGGGCUGAUGAUGCGAUUCUGUUGCCUGCUCCGAUUCAUGAGAGUGAGGAGAGUACGUUUGGUGUCAAGGCACCGACGACCAGUACCACUGUGGCCUUGGCUGUGGCGGAUAUGUUGAUUUUGACUGUUGCUGAUGAGAUGCAUCGGGACAAGACACACGAGGUUUUCACGAAGAAUCAUCCUGGUGGUGCGAUAGGGUUGGAUCACCGGGAAGUUGAGAAGCUACGAGAAGCUGACGUUGAUGUUUCUGUUCUCGAGCUGCCACCUAGCCCAGAGGCAUCUGGUGGAGACGAGUAUUGA
Pseudocercospora fijiensis CIRAD86 is the source of this 837-nucleotide messenger RNA. RefSeq lists its product as uncharacterized. The transcript has a single exon. NCBI's taxonomy places the organism in Eukaryota, Fungi, Ascomycota, Dothideomycetes, Mycosphaerellales, Mycosphaerellaceae. Bases 1 to 837 code for a protein of 278 amino acids. The record is from RefSeq and is a predicted model, not a curated record. Gene Ontology annotation, molecular function: carbohydrate derivative binding. Gene Ontology annotation, biological process: carbohydrate derivative metabolic process.